Messenger RNA from Musa acuminata AAA Group (dessert banana), 1079 nucleotides. RefSeq names its product UPF0014 membrane protein STAR2-like. Bases 134 to 949 code for a protein of 271 amino acids. Gene Ontology annotation, biological process: response to aluminum ion. The record is from RefSeq and is a predicted model, not a curated record. The transcript is spliced from 3 exons. Lineage: Eukaryota; Viridiplantae; Streptophyta; Magnoliopsida; Zingiberales; Musaceae. Gene Ontology annotation, cellular component: plasma membrane.
ACGCGACGGGAUCACCCCGUCCCUUGGGAACGCCCUCUCCCACAUACCACCUCUCUGUCCCGCUGCUUUAUUCCCUCCCCCGCAGAAGAACCCUCUCCAUCUUCUUCUUCUUCUUCUUCUUCUUUUCUGGCGGAUGAUGGUGGGGAUGGAUCCGUAUGACGCGUCGUUCUGGAUGGACUUCCUGCGGGGGAUGCUGAAGCCGGUGGCGGCGCUGGCGGUGGUGCUCAUGGCGGUGGCCCUCUCCUUCACCCAGAAGCUCAAGCUCGAGGGCGAGAUAGUCUACGCCAUCGCCCGCGCCUUCCUCCAGCUCUCGAUCAUCGGCUUCGUCCUCCAGUUCAUCUUCACCCAGAAGAACGCCGUCUGGAUCAUCCUGGCCUACUUGUUCAUGGUAUCUGUUGCUGGCUAUACAGCAGGUCAGCGUGCCAAGCAUGUGCCUCGAGGAAAGUACAUAGCUGGAAUCUCCAUUUUGGCUGGCACAGCAGUGACGAUGCUCCUGCUUGUUGUGCUCAACGUCUUCCCCUUCACUCCACGAUACAUCAUUCCUGUGGCCGGCAUGAUGGUUGGUAACGCCAUGACCGUAACCGGGGUCACCAUGAAAAAGCUACGAGAAGAUGUUAAAGUGCAGAAGAACCUGGUGGAGACAGCGCUGGCUCUCGGUGCAACUCCUCGCCAAGCAACGUAUCAGCAGGUCAAGAGGUCUCUGGUGAUUGCGUUGUCCCCUGUCAUAGACAACGCCAAGACAGUGGGACUCAUCUCUCUCCCAGGUGCCAUGACUGGCCUCAUCAUGGGCGGCGCGUCACCAUUGGAGGCGAUCCAGCUUCAGAUUGUUGUCAUGAACAUGCUUAUUGGGGCGUCCACGGUCAGCAGCAUCUCGUCGACCUACUUGUGUUGGCCUGCUUUCUUCACGAAAGCUUACCAGCUGGAAUACAAGGUCUUUGCCACUGAUUAAGUAUGAACUCUGUUUUCUUUUCACCGUGGAAAAGUAUUUGUUGUCCCUGUUGUACUUGAUGUUGAUGCAAUUAGAUGAAUGUAGAAUGCUGAAUUUUUGCUUUGCAAGGUGCUGUGUUCUUGGGUUUCAA